AUGAGUUCCAUCGGGGUCGUUGUCUUCCGCAAUUCGCCGCUCAAGCCGCAAGUGCUACAAGAAUCUGUGAACAAUUCAGUGAACAUAACAAACAACGACAAUGUUAGACGUGAAAUCGUCAUUGUUAGGAAGAAACAGAAACUCCAGUCGAACACAGUGUCAGUGUCUUCAUUAGUGAACACCGUAGAGAACAAUAACGGAUUGGCCAAACGUCCAAAAUACCGCGAGAACAACAAUGUGUCUGAAGAUGCAAGAAGUGCUACGCCGCUCGCCGUAGCGCGACGAAAUGCGCGGGAAAGAAAUCGAGUACGUCAAGUCAAUGACGGUUUUGCCGCCUUACGCCGACAUAUACCAGAGGAGGUCGCGGCGGCAUUCGAAAACGCCAAUUCGAACCGCGGACCAAACAAAAAACUCAGUAAAGUGGAAACAUUACGUAUGGCCGUGGAAUAUAUACGAAACCUCGAAAGCCUACUGAAUAUUGGACACACGGAUAAAGAAAACUUAUCAAAUCCAUCAAUGGAAUCGUUUCCUUCUCCAGCAUCUUCUUCGCCUCGGGAGAAUAGUCAAGAACGAAGCUACUUCUGUUUGAACUCCCCCGCUCUAGAGGAUGAGGAUUUAGAAGAAGAUGACCUCGACAGUUCGCUGCAUAAAAUAUCAGCCCAACAGUAUGUCGACUUGCAGGCAUCUGAAGCGUUUCAACUGGUAUCCACACCGCGAUUGUAUGAGGAGGAAGACGGUAAUGGACAGCCCCUGACGCCGUCAUCAGAUCUCCUCGCCCAAGACGAAAUGAACCAGCAUCUUUUGGACAGCCACUUUCAAUUCCCGAACUCCGCUGAGCAGUUCACAGUCAUUCCUGAACAAAAUUAUUGCAGUGAGUCCGAAGUUCAGUUAAGUGAAAGUGAUUUCGAUGUCAAGUACGUCGACGUGAUUCACCAACAAAUCCAGCCUAAUUACGAUGAAGGUCCUUUACUAGAUUCUAUCAACUCCGAUUUACUUCUCGGCCAGUACAAAUUCAAAGAGGAGACACCCUUUGUUGAAGAGCCGCCAUACAAUGGCGUCGAACUGAAGAAAGAGCUUCCAGAAAUCCAUCUUCCAGAAGUGACACCCGAAGACCGCGAACAAUUCGAAGAAACUCUUAAAUGGUGGCAGGAAAAAACACGACAGGCGCGCAGUCUAUCUAAAAAUAAACCUUAA
Molecule: messenger RNA, 1194 nt
Organism: Pieris macdunnoughi
Lineage: Eukaryota; Metazoa; Arthropoda; Insecta; Lepidoptera; Pieridae
Source: the annotation of a GenBank genome assembly